This is a messenger RNA of Aspergillus vadensis CBS 113365, 3193 nucleotides long. RefSeq names its product hybrid D-mandelate dehydrogenase-like dehydrogenase/2OG-Fe(II) oxygenase. The transcript is spliced from 14 exons. Gene Ontology annotation, cellular component: cytosol. NCBI's taxonomy places the organism in Eukaryota, Fungi, Ascomycota, Eurotiomycetes, Eurotiales, Aspergillaceae. The record is from RefSeq and is a predicted model, not a curated record. Gene Ontology annotation, molecular function: hydroxypyruvate reductase [NAD(P)H] activity; NAD binding; glyoxylate reductase (NADPH) activity. Bases 203 to 3193 code for a protein of 996 amino acids.
AUCUUUCCAGAUUACAUAGUAAUCAUAAGUCUCCCCCCACGCCAUAUGGUGGAUCUAUCUCCACCGGCCAUUCAUAAAUGCCCUGAUUAAUCGGAUAUUCCCCGUUGUAUAUCCCUCACACCUUCUCUGUUCUUCGUUUCUUCUUCCUUUCCUUCCCCUCUUCUCCCCGCAGGAUACUCUUUUCCUUGACAUCAUCGCCAUCAUGCCCGCCGCAUUGCUGAUCGGUGCCAUCACCCAUUCCAUCCCCGAAUGGAAUGAUCUCUCCUCUAUUCUGACCUUGAAGGAAUUCCCCUCCGGAACUCGCGAGGACUUUCUCCGCAAUUGUCGCGACGGCCAGUAUGACGAUGUUGUGGCCAUCUAUCGCUCCAAUACUUCUACGAAGUUCACCGGCCCAUUCGACGCAGAACUAGUCUCCGUCCUGCCCUCCUCACUCAAGUACAUCGCCCACAAUGGCGCAGGCUACGAUAACAUCGACGUCGCGGCCUGCACAAAGAAAGGAAUCGCUGUCUCUAGCACCCCCGUUGCUGUCAACAACGCCACCGCCGACGUGGCCAUCUUCCUAAUGAUUGGCGCAUUGCGACAGGCAUAUAUUCCUGUCUCGUCUCUCCGCGAAGGAAAGUUUCUCGGCCAAACUGGCCUCGGGCAUGAUCCCCAGAACAAGGUGCUUGGAAUUCUCGGCAUGGGAGGAAUCGGCCGUGAGGUGGCUCGUCGUGCGCGCGCCUUUGGAAUGACUAUCCAGUAUCAUAACCGGUCGCGUCUGUCCCCGGAACUCGAGGACGGAGCGACCUACGUCUCGUUCGAUGAGCUACUCGCUAAUGCUGAUGUGUUGAGUUUGAACCUGGCGCUCAAUGCGUCCACCCGUCACAUUAUCGGCAAGUCAGAGUUUCAGAAGAUGAAGGAUGGAGUUAUCAUUGUUAACACGGCGCGUGGAGCGCUGAUUGAUGAGAAGGCCUUGGUUGAGGCGCUGGAGUCGGGCAAGGUAUGGUCGGCUGGACUGGAUGUCUACGAGAAUGAACCCGCAAUCGAGCCGGGGUUGGUGAACAACCCUCGGGUCAUGCUGCUGCCGCAUAUUGGUACCAUGACUUAUGAGACGCAACGAGAGAUGGAGUUGCUCGUGUUGAAUAACCUGCGCUCCGGCGUGGAAACAGGGAAGAUGAUUACUUUGGACGCAUCACACGACCCCGAAAGCCUCACCCUACAAAGUCCACUAUUUCCACCCGUAUAUCCAAUCCUGCAGCGCAUACCCACUUACACCCUCCCCCGGAACGCCAAGGACAAGAAACAGAAGGCCACCCCCCAGCCUGGGCCGAGACCCGACCUCUGCGACGCCCUGCCCUGGUUCCGUUCCGUGCAAGGCGGAGUCUACCACAACGGGAACAUAUGCUGGGGAUUUCUAAUCGAUGCGGAUUGCGGGAUACGGUCGUAUUUGGAUGAUGAGGUGGUUAUUACUCGUGUCGGAGGCGGCUGCACCAAGGAUGCAAACGGGAACUUAGUGCUCAUCAAGGACCAGGAUGGAGAUAGUGCGGCGAUGAGCAGUAUACUGAAUAGUAUGGAGCUGAAGGUGCCAGUGGGGAUUGUUAUUGGAAACCGCAAUACCCUCCUACCCAGAUCCCUCCCGCACCGAUACAACGUCAUGGCGUAUUUCCGGAUCACGCACGUGUGGUACGAGCGCAUCGGUAGAAGAACGGGUGCGAAAGUCCGGUUCGAGAAGUUGGAUCUGGGUAGUAAGAGCUGGUGGGCUGCGAAGCACUCCCGGCCUCCCCUGGAGAGGAAGAAGAGGGAUUAUGCGAUGCAGGCAGAGCAAGCCCGCUGCGAAGCGUGCGAUCAAUACAGUAUACGCAUAUACGAUCAGGGCUGGAUGUGUCUGCAGCCAUCUUGUAAACUCUUCUGGAUGAUCAGUGGCUCGUCUUCAGAACCAACGGACCUCACCUUCCACGAAAAAUUCCUCAAAUCCCGUCUUCCCCCGGACCCGACCAUCCAGCCACAUUACAGCCUCGUACCGGACUUACUUUCCACACUGAAAGAUGCUGAUAGCGAUGCGUUGUCGAAGAGAAUUACUUGGAAAGGGAUCAUAUGUCCCCUCUGCAAGCGGUGCAUUUCCCGGCGGUAUUGGUGGGGAUGGCGAUGCGCUGAUGACGAUUCCGUCUGGGACAGGAAGUUGAAGUGCCCCUUUGAGCACAUUCUACCCAUACGACCUAUCGCUCUGCGAUGGGUGAUUGAUGACAUGGAAACAAGCCCCAUUAAGCGUGCGCUUAGCUGGGAUGCGAAGUUCAUGGUGCCAGAGGUUGAUGAUGUAUCUCUGUAUCCGUAUAGAAAGCUCACGUAUACUAUUCCCGGGGUGGGGAGUAUCAUGCAUUUAGUUGCGAAUCGCGAGAUAAAUACCCGGCGUAAUGGGCCGGAUGAGCUGUUUGGGCAGUUGCAGUGCGAAAAGUUGGGGUUGAGGAGGUAUCCGUUAGCGCAGAGUGUGGUUGCCGGGACGUUGACUGCUCAUUUCGCUGUUAAUUAUGGCAUGCCAUACAAAUACGUCGUCUCCGUCUCCUCCAAGUCCUUCAACGAAGCCUGUCCCCCAAUCCUGCGAGCCAUGGGCCGCCUAACCUGGGCCAGCAAGCAAGCCCAUCUCGCCACUGGGGAUACCUUUCUCCCGCCAAAUGAAAUGCUCCUGUUGGGGUAUCUCGAAGAUAUGAGAAUCGGGUACCACGACGACGGCGAAUCCUCCCUCGGUCCAACAAUCUCCACCCUCUCCCUAGGCGCAAAAUCCACCAUGCUCGUGCGUAUGAAGUACAAAUACUACCAUGGCUACAGCAGAGCGAAGAAACUCCUGGAAGAGGAUCCGGUCUUGCCUGGAUGUAAGAACUAUCUCCGGCGGAGGGAGCUCAAGGCAGGGUUACUGGGUGGGAGUAUUGAUCGCGAGGGAUAUGAUGAGUUGAGGCGUGAGGGGUUGAGUAUGAAGAAAGGUGGUACUGGUGGGGGAGGGGAGGCGACGCCGUGUAUUAAGAUGGAGGUGAAUCAUGGUGAUUUGGUGGUAAUGCAUGGGGAGGGGUUGCAGAAGUUUUUUGAGCAUUCGGUUAUUCCGGAUAAAAGGUUGAGGUUUGCGUUGACGGCGAGGUAUAUUAAACCUGAGUCUGUGGGAGUCGAGGAGAUGGAGAAGGGGAGGUUGGAGUUGGGGAGGGAAUGGGCUUAUGAUGGGAAGUAG